AUGAGUGUCGCUAACAACCACAGUUUUCGUCAAAUAUCUAGGUAUGAGACACAAACACCAAUCUCAGACGAAGAUCUGAUCGUUCUAGAUCAAACCAAUAUCAGCAAUGCCUAUGUCAGUGGACUGAAAGAGGAUUUCGGUCUAUACGGAAAUGAACUCAACUACUUCAAUGUCUGUUAUUAUACAUCAUACGUGGUCUUCCAAAUCCCAGGCUUGCUGUUGAUGUCCCGUCCCAAACUGGCUCGCUGGCUCCUCCCAACUCUAGAAGUCCUCUGGGGCAUUUGUACAUUUGCCCAAAGCCGAGUGACCAAUGUUACUCAGCUAUACGCUCUUCGAGUCUUGGUCGGAGCUUUGGAAGCACCUGUAUUCGCUGGAACCCAUUUCAUCCUCGGAUCUUGGUAUACAGGCCCCGAAUUAUUCAAGCGAGCAGGAACUUGGUUCAUCUGCAAUCCCCUGGGCACCAUGGUGAGUGGAUAUCUCCAGGCAUCCGCAUACACCAAUCUCUCUGGUGUAGGAGGCAUGCCGGGAUGGAGAUGGCUGUUCAUCAUUGAUGGAAUCUUCACUAUUCCCGUCGCCUUGAUUGGAUUCAUCAUUUUCCCCGGGAUUCCCGGCUCUCCGAGGCCCUUUUAUCUGACCGAGGAUGACCUUGCAUUGGCAAAGGAGAGAGCUAAGAGGGCGAAGAUUCGCCAACCCGGAAAAAUGAGUCUCGAUGUGUUCAAGCGGACUUUCAAGAGGUGGCAUAUCUGGGUCUUCAUCUCUUGUUAUGCAUGUAUGAUUAUUUGUUCCUAUCCCAGCGGCUAUAUGAGCCUGUGGCUCAAGGCAGAGGGUUACUCUGUGACUCAGAUCAACCAACUGCCCACCGUGACUUAUGCGAUUAACAUUGUCGCCUCCUGGCUGGGGACAACCCUCGCAGCGAUUUAUCCCGAAUGGAUCAUCUAUACCAUCGCAUCGGUUUGCUGUCUGUUUUCAACCCUGUGCAUGAUUGUUUGGAACAUACCCACCACUCUGAAAUUCGUGGCUUGGUAUCUUCUCGGCGCCGCUGGAUGUCUCAGUCCAAUCUUAUAUUCCACGAUCAAUAUCAUCGUUCGAGACGAUGCUGAGGAGCGUGCUCUCAUUAUGGUAAGACUGCCGGUGCCAGUUGACGUUCUUCAUACUUACCCAAUAUAG
Molecule: messenger RNA, 1167 nt
Organism: Penicillium olsonii
Lineage: Eukaryota; Fungi; Ascomycota; Eurotiomycetes; Eurotiales; Aspergillaceae
Source: the annotation of a GenBank genome assembly